Molecule: messenger RNA, 1253 nt
Organism: Ectocarpus sp. CCAP 1310/34
Lineage: Eukaryota; Phaeophyceae; Ectocarpales; Ectocarpaceae
Source: the annotation of a GenBank genome assembly
UGCCCAUCUCAUCUUUGUGCGCGGAGGCAGACGUCAUCAGAAAGGUAGACGGGCACUAUGUACAUGUCCCUAGGUUUGCUAGAAGGCGCUGUACUGUCUCAGUAACCUGGUUUUGCUAUCAAAGGAGGAGGGGACAGGUAGGUGGUGACGAGCUGAUUGGGCUGGUUGACCCUUCGGCGCGAGAAUUCUCAGACCAAGAACCCUAAGUGCAACGAGGGAGAACGCGAGGAACCGGCUGGGAAGGACAGCAACGAGAGCGUGUACGAAGCGAAGCGGGUCGAGCUUGGUCGUGCUAGGAAUGGCCACAGCGGCACCGGAGCAGCGGAACCGGAGCAGCGGAACCGGAGCAGCGGAACCGGAGCAUGCGGAUGGCAUUGAACCGUGGCGCACGGACAAACAUCUCUUGUGUUGUCAACUACUUUUCCGUUUUUUCCUGAAUAUACCGUAGGUGUUUGGAUGUGUGUGAUGACGUCACUGGUUUUCUAUAGAGACGCGGCAGAGAUGGCGCGGAUAACCUGGGUGCCUUAAUUGUGUACCUGCAUCGUUGAAGACCCCUUCAAUGUGGAACGAUUCCUGGUCAGUGUCGAUGUUUACACUGCUGUGCCUAACAUAGAUGAUCUGGAUAGAUUCGGGUGAUCGUCAAUUGCAAUGAUUGAUGGCUUUGGUAGGGUGUUCUUCAUUGUAUGUCCACGAACUCAUUCUGACAGCACUUCAGACAGCAGCUGCAUGCCCCGAGCUUGUGUACCAUGCGCCAUGGCNUGUUUACACUGCUGUGCCUAACAUAGAUGAUCUGGAUAGAUUCGGGUGAUCGUCAAUUGCAAUGAUUGAUGGCUUUGGUAGGGUGUUCUUCAUUGUAUGUCCACGAACUCAUUCUGACAGCACUUCAGACAGCAGCUGCAUGCCCCGAGCUUGUGUACCAUGCGCCAUGGCGUUAUUAUUGUACAGACAGCACUUCAGACAGCAGUACGCUGUAGUCGACAAACAUUCAUUUUGGUUAAAUGCGGGACAAGGGGGGUGAUGCUGCUGCUGUAGUCGAUUUGUAGUGUGUGGGCGUGUAGUUCAGUUGUGAGCACGCAAACGUGCUGCAGGGAUUGUAGGUGUACCUCCUCGGGCUUGUGUACCCUUUUCUUCCUAAUAGUGUGUGUGUUCUUUAGAUCUUCUGAUGGCUCUGGCAUUUUUGUAACCACGGACCGAGUCUUUGCUAGAUUUUGGGAUGAGCAACUGACACGAGUUUAACGUGAAGAAAAACAACA